Messenger RNA from Sesamum indicum (sesame), 1667 nucleotides. Its product is annotated as putative CCR4-associated factor 1 homolog 7. Lineage: Eukaryota; Viridiplantae; Streptophyta; Magnoliopsida; Lamiales; Pedaliaceae. Gene Ontology annotation, molecular function: nucleic acid binding; poly(A)-specific ribonuclease activity. The record is from RefSeq and is a predicted model, not a curated record. Gene Ontology annotation, cellular component: CCR4-NOT complex.
CCAGACCAUUUUCUUUCUUCUUUCCAUGGUGAACUGUGUUAAAGGGUCUCUCUUUCUGUCCCCCCCUCUCUCUCUCUUGGAAUUGUUCUUGUACGUUUUGCUAAAUUUGCACGUACAGACUACAGAGCAUAUAACUAAGAAUAAGAUAUCGUUUUGUCAAAAUAGGUGUUUCUCCCUGGUCCUAUUUUCUUGAAUCUCUCAUCUUUUUGCUCCUCCCCUAUAGCCGCCUAAAACUCAUUUUCGUUUCCAUCCUGUUGAAACCCUAACACCCUUUGCUAUAUAUAUGCCCGUAUACGUGCACGAUCUAUGUGUAUGUCUGGAGUCUGAUGCUGGAUCUUGACAUUUAUGAUCACUAGGUCUUUUGAAUCUGUUAUUAAGAUUUAGUUUAGAAAUGGCGACUGUGUGUCAGAUCUGGUCUUUGAGGGCUCCCCAAAAGUUCAAAAUUUGACUUGCCAGGAUUGAUGAAACGGGAGAGUUGAGAUUUGUCUGGUUUAUUUAUUAGGGUUUAGAUUGGGGCUGAUCGCGCAUCUUUGGAAUUUUUCAUCUUAUUUAGUUUGGAAAUUUGAUUUUUGCCAAAUCUGUUUUGAGGGCUUCCGGAAAGUUGUGAUUUUUGAGUGGUUGGGAACCGAGAAAGAGGAGAAUUUCAUCUGGGGAAAUUGUUCUGAUUUUGAGGAGAUGUCGCUUUUGGCCAAAGGCGAUUCGAUCCAAAUCCGGGAGGUCUGGGCGGACAACUUGGAUGAAGAAUUCGCGUUGAUUAAGGAAAUUGUUGAUGACUACCCUUACAUUGCUAUGGACACGGAGUUCCCUGGAGUCGUGCUCCGUCCCGUGGGCAAUUUCAAGAACUCCAGUGAUUACCAUUACCAAACAUUGAAGGACAAUGUUGAUUUGCUGAAGUUGAUCCAAUUGGGGUUGACUUUUUCGGACGAGAAGGGGAAUUUGCCCACUUGUGGAACCAAUAAGCAAUGCAUCUGGCAGUUCAAUUUCUGCGAGUUCAAUCCCAAUGAGGAUGUAUUUGCAAAUGAUUCAGUUGAACUCUUGCGCCAGAGUGGCAUUGAUUUUGUGAAGAACAAUGAGAAGGGUAUUGAUGCAAAGCGUUUUGGUGAGCUUCUGAUGUCAUCAGGGAUUGUUUUGAACAAUGAUAUGUAUUGGGUGACAUUCCAUAGUGGGUACGAUUUCGGGUACUUGCUCAAGCUGUUAACUCGCCAGAACUUGCCCGACACACAGGCGGGAUUCUUCACUUUGAUCAAUAUAUUCUUUCCUGUUCUUUAUGACAUCAAGCAUUUAAUGAAGUUCUCGAACAGCCUCCAUGGUGGGUUGAAUAAACUGGCCGAGUUGUUGGAAGUGGAGCGAGUUGGGGUUUGCCACCAAGCUGGUUCUGAUAGCUUACUCACUUCUUGCACCUUCAGGAAGUUGAAGGAGAAUUUCUUUAACGGAUCGCUGGAGAAGUAUUCUGGCGUGUUGUACGGUUUAGGGGUUGAGAAUGGACAGAAUCCUCAUAGCCAAUAGAGUGUAAAAGGUUUGAUUAAAAAUAAAGAUAAAAAAUUAUGUGAAUUGUAGGUACUGAUCGAAUUAUGUGUUGUGCACAAGAUGUUUUGAUGCCACACAUUUGUACACUUUUUAAGCAUCCUAGUUGAUGAAAUGAAAUUAAUGUCCUGUUUGUAUCUUCA